Acaromyces ingoldii is the source of this 1815-nucleotide messenger RNA. RefSeq names its product alcohol oxidase. The transcript is spliced from 2 exons. Gene Ontology annotation, molecular function: flavin adenine dinucleotide binding; oxidoreductase activity, acting on CH-OH group of donors. The record is from RefSeq and is a predicted model, not a curated record. Lineage: Eukaryota; Fungi; Basidiomycota; Exobasidiomycetes; Exobasidiales; Cryptobasidiaceae. The coding region runs from base 67 to 1674 and encodes 535 amino acids.
CUUUCCCUGUUGUUUGACAAGCUACCAUCAGCGACGCCGAGAGAGAGUGACUCCGAGUGACACAGGAUGGCCUUUGACUACAUCAUCGCCGGCGGUGGCCUCUGCGGCUGCACGCUGGCUUCGAGGCUCUCCGAGACGAGCACGGUGCUCCUCAUCGAGGCGGGCAAGGACGUCAAGGACCACCCGCUGACACAGACGCCGCUGGCGUGCAUGGGCGCCCAUGGCUCCGAGCUCGACUGGAACCACAAGACGACGCCCCAGGCGGGGCUGCGGGGGCGAGAGUGCUACCAGGCUGCGGGCAAGGCGCUCUCGGGAGGCACGGCGAUCAACUACGGCAGCUGGACGAGGGGGCCUGCAUUUGACUAUGACUUGUGGGCCGAGCUCGUGGGUGACCAGGCGUGGAGCUAUGCAUCGAUGCUCCCGUAUUUUAAGCGGGUGGAGCACUAUCAUGGCGCAAUGGAUGGUGCCCAUGGCUCCUCGGGCCGUAUCCACAACAUAAGCGUACAAACGUCGAGCUCCGACCGCGUGUACCCUCUCUCGGAGCCUAUGCUCGACGCAUGGAGGGAGAUCGGCCUGAAGAAGAUCGCAGACGGCAACGCAGGCUAUCCCAUUGGCUUGGGCGACUACGUCGAGAAUUUCUACCAGGGCAAGCGGCAGCUCGCCAGCGAAGCGUACAGUUUAAAAAAUGUUGUCGUCGUGACCGAUGCGACUGUCAAGCGGGUCCUUUUCGCCGGCAGGAGGGCAACAGGUCUUGAGCUCGUCGACGGGAGGACGUUUCGCGCAGAGAAGGAGGUCAUUGUCGCAGCAGGAGCCUACAAGACACCCCAAAUCCUCAUGCUCUCGGGCGUGGGUCCCAAGGCAGAGCUCGAGAGGCAUCAGAUACCCUUGGUGGCCGACAACGAGGACGUCGGCCGACACUUUCACGACCAUUUCGCCGUCGCUCAGUGGUGGCAGAUCAAGGACGCAGACGCGGGCAAGGCUAUGGGGACUCCCCUAUGGACGUCGCCCGCAUACACUAUGGGCCUUGCCUGCAACCACAUUGUCGUGCAGUCGCACCGCGAGCAGCUCAAGCAUGUCCUUCCAGAGGACGAUGCGCUCUUGCGCGACGGGGCAGCGCACACGGAGACGCUCAUCGUCUACGCACCCGCCAUGGCCGCAGUCAGUGGGCAGCAGGUACCCCUGGACGGGACGCACAUGGCGACCGUCGUCUUUCUCAUGACGCCCACGUCGAGAGGCACCAUCACCCUGCGCGAUGCAGAAGCCACCUCGAUGCCUCUGAUCGAUCCGGCCUACUAUACGACCGCGGCGGACCGGGUCACGAUGCGCCAGGGCCUGCGCGAUGCCACGCGGGCCAUGACGACGACCAGGGGUGGUCGAAGCGCCAUCGAAUGUGAGCGUCCGCCCAAGGGAAUGGCGCCGCUGACUGCCCAGAGCACCGAUGCGGACAUCGACGAGCGCAUCGAGGCCAUCGGCGGCACAAUCUUCCACCCGGCCGGCAGCGUGGCCAUGGGCAAGGCUGUCGACCCGCAGUGCAGGGUGAAGGGCGUCGAGGGCUUGCGUGUUGUCGACGCCAGUGUGCUGCCACUGCCCCUCUGUGCCCACUACCAGGUAGUGCUCUACGCGCUUGCUGAAAAGGCGGCCGAUCUCAUCCAGAAUAACACUGCGACGGCCUGAUCCCCUCCUGAGUAACACUCGUUCUAAACUUGUAUCAAAUUGCAAAGUAUGUCCAGAGGCAGGCAAUUUUCACUGCCGCGUAAUUGCCCACUGCAUGCCUUGAUAGACUGCAUGGCUGAGUGCUUCGUCGUCGGCUAGCCA